UUGGCCAGCACCAUGUCUGGUGUGGAAGUCUGUCCCGGCAACCCGCCUCCGCCUGAGGUGGUCAACCCAAAGCGACCAGGACGCACUACCAACCAGCUGCAGUACCUGGAGAAGACGGUGGUCAAAGCUUUGUGGCGACACCAGUUCUCGUGGCCCUUCCGCCAGCCCGUAGAUGCCAUAGAGCUGCAUCUCCCUGAUUAUUACACAAUUAUCAAGAAUCCAAUAGAUAUGGGCACCAUAAAGAAGCGACUUCAGAACAAGUAUUACUGGAAAGCGAUGGAGUGCAUCCAAGAUUUUAACACCAUGUUCACUAACUGCUAUAUGUACAACAAGCCCGAAGAUGACAUUGUUUUCAUGGCCCAGACGCUGGAAAAGCUUUUUCUGCUUGAAGUCGCUAAAAUGCCAACAGACGAAUGUGAAGUCCUGCAAGACGCCACAAAAGAAGCAAGCAAAGGAAAGAAAAGCAAUGCUGGUUCGUUGAAGCCAAGAGCGGUUGUGUCAAAAGUGGUCCUCCAGCAGACGGCGAUGGUCAUCCCGCCAGAUGCACCUCUCCUGGAGUCACCUGACGCAGUUCCAGCGCAGAUGGAUGAAAGUAUCAACACAGUUAACAAGAGAAAACUCGACCCUGUCCCUUCAGCGGUAACAAGCAGCGUCAGUGAGCCGCCGGUGUCCUGCAUGCCGUCUGUGAGGACGGGCAGCGGGCGGCCCAUAAAGGUGCCAAAGAAAGACCUCACCACCCUGGAAAACGUGCAGCCAAAACUGUCCGAGCCCCUGCGGCACUGCGACGUCAUCUUGAAGGAGAUGUUCUCUAAGAGGCACUACGCCUACGCAUGGCCCUUCUACACACCCGUGGACACCGUGGGCCUGGCACUGCACGACUACCACGACAUUAUCAAACAGCCCAUGGACCUGGGCACCAUCAAGAAAAAGAUGGAGCAGCGAGAGUACACAGCUGCGAAGGAGUUUGCUGCUGACAUCAGGCUGAUGUUCUCCAACUGCUUCAAGUACAACCCUCCUGCACAUGAGGUCGUCUACAUGGCCAGGAAGCUGCAGGAGGUUUUUGAGGCACGUUACGCUAAGGUUCCACAGGAGCUGGCGGGAUGCUGCGUGGCGGCGCCUCGUCGCCUCGAUAAGCCCAAAGGCGAGUGCGUUGGAAGCCGCUCCAUCUCGGCCCGUUCCUCCUCAUCCUCCGAGAGUGAGAGCUCCUCCAACACGGAGAGUUCAUCAGAGGAGGUCGCCGCGCAACUGGCCAACUUGGAGGAGAAGUUGAAGGCGGUGAGUGCCCAGCUUAGGAGACUCACCGAGGACCCCUUGAUGAUUCCCAAGAAAAAGGUCAAGUUGAGAAAAGAGAAAAGGGCCAAAGAAAAGGACAUCACUCGACACAAAUCUUCCAAGUAUGAAUGUACCGUGGAGAAAAACAUCAAGAAUUCUGCUUUCAACAGGAGCGUGACUUUCCGAGACAAGACGACACCGCUGACUUACCGGGAGAAGCAGCAACUCGGGCGGAAUUUGGCUGCUUUGCCCUCGGGCAACCUGGCAAACAUCAUCAAGGCCUGCGACGCCCCGUCGCCUCGCUUGACCUCCAGGGAGAUGCCGACGGUGAACUCGGAGAAGAUGAAGAUGUCCGCGCAGAGGUGCCUGCAGAGGUUCGUGGUGGCGUGCCGGUGGAAGAAAUCUGGCCAGAAGGAUUGCUCUGUCAAGAAGUUAAUGGAGAGAAGCGCUGGAGCAACGCAUUCAGGCAAGUUGAAGGAGGCCAGGAGAUGCAAGAUGCUCAUGAAGCCGCUGCCCCACGUAAAAAAGAAGAAUGUAGCCGCCAAACAAGCUGAUUCUCCUGACUUUAUCUGCCCGUCAGCGCUCAGCGGUAGCAACUCGUCACCUACUUCCUGCUGUAGCGGCGACAGCGGCGGUAGCUCCCCGUCUUCUGACAGCGCUCGCUCAUCUUCUGCGGGCAAACUCCAGAAGAGCGCUAAAGGCCGAUGUCAAAAGUUGACUGUGAAGGCUGCCAGUAGCAAGCUGACCCACAGGGGGCGCUCUGGUAACGCACACUCCUCUGCUCCAGCUGCUGCUUCCAAGCUAACAAAGGCCAAACACCAUUGGGGGAGUGACGCCGGCAAGAAGUUGCCCCCUCCAGACCUGUACCAAAUGCCGUCUCCUGAAACUAUACUGGUCUGGGCCACCACUGGAUUUGAGGCCCCCAUCCUGUCACCGUUGGGGAAGAGUCCACUGCCUGCCAGAGAUGACAUUACAACUGGUUUCAAAUGCCCUGAAAAUGUUCCUGACAGUCAAGUGGCACAUGUGACGUCAUCUUCCAAUUCUCCCAUUAAAUCAACCCUACAGGAAAAGAAUCCUAAAAACGACAUAGUUCUGAAAAACGCUGAGUCAUGGGCCCGACUGAUGAAGCAGUCGUCCGCCAUCCCGACCACCAUCAAGUCGUCCAAAGAGAGCUUCCAGCAGUUCCGGAAGGCUGCCAUGGAGAAGGAAGAGCGUGAGAAGGCGCUGAAGAAACAGUUGGAGGUUCCAGAAAAGCGUCUGAACAAAUAUCCGCCACUGUGCAAAGAAGAGCUUCCAUCUCUCGGGAGCUGCGUCCUUCUGGCAGAGACGACACCACACGUCCCCGGCAGCGGCGAACAGCCCACAUCACCUGUGGAGACCUGGCUCGGGUCCGCCUGGUCCCCCGCAAGUCGAGUGCGGGAGCUGGCCAGGAAGAAGGAGCAGGAACGUCGCAGACGUGAAGCGAUGUCAUGCAUUGACAUGACCAUGCAGCAGGACAUCAUGACCACUUUUGAACUCAACCUGGACUAAAAAGCAAAACUCUUGAUGAGAUUUACUUGAAACCAAAGAAGUGCCUUGAGUCUCCUCUGGUGAAUACGGCCAAGCCUUGCCCUUGAGAA
Messenger RNA from Syngnathus acus (greater pipefish), 2891 nucleotides. It is a transcript of the gene brdt, whose product is annotated as bromodomain, testis-specific. The coding region runs from base 13 to 2802 and encodes 929 amino acids. The record is from RefSeq and is a predicted model, not a curated record. Gene Ontology annotation, cellular component: nucleus; chromatin. Gene Ontology annotation, biological process: positive regulation of transcription elongation by RNA polymerase II; chromatin remodeling. The transcript is spliced from 18 exons. NCBI's taxonomy places the organism in Eukaryota, Metazoa, Chordata, Actinopteri, Syngnathiformes, Syngnathidae.